AUGAGCGACACAAUACCUAUAGUCCCGGGAGAGCAUUCACAUGAAGUUCCAGCUCAUGUCCACUCACCGGUUGCCCAUGCCUCCCCACGUCUACCUCAAGCUAUCGCCCACCGCGGAUUCAAAGGACAAUACCCUGAGAAUACUUUACUGUCAAUCGAUGGCGCAAUCCGGGCCGGAGCUCACGCCCUCGAGCUCGACCUCCACAUCUCCCGCGAUGGGGUCGUGGUGUUAUCACAUGACCCAAGCCUCAUGCGCUGUUACGGAAUCAAGAAAAAGGUCGCCGACUGCGACUGGGAGUAUUUGAAAACUCUGCGAACCCUCCAAGCCCCCCACGAACCGAUGCCCCGGUUGGUCGAUGUGUUGGAAUACCUAAGACAACCGGGUCGGGAGAAUCUCUGGAUCUUGCUAGACAUAAAGCUCACCAAUGAACCCUUCGCUAUAAUGGAACGAAUUUCCAAAAUCAUCGAGUCAGUCCCGAUGCCCGCGAGUGGCCCCGACUGGCACCACCGCGUCGUUCUCGGCUGCUGGUCUGCACGAUACCUACCCGCGCGAGCAAAGCACCUGCCACGGUAUCCAGUGACGCUGGUCUGUGUGGAUUUGAGCUAUGCGCGCCAAUUCCUCCAAGUACCGCUUGUAUCCUUCAACGUCAACCAGAUGAUCCUGAUGGGUCCGCUCGGACGAGGGUUUUUAGACGAAGCGCGUGCAGCCCGACGUAAAGUUUAUGUUUGGACGGUGAACGCGCCGAAUCUAAUGCGUUGGUGUAUCCGACACGAGAUCGACGGGGUCAUCUCCGACGAGCCUGGUCGGUUCCGGCAGGUCUGUGAAGGGUGGAAGAAGGAACAUACGGGUGUAUUGGGAGUCCCGAAUCCGAAUUUAGAUCGGAUCCCGUUGAGACAACGGAUUGAGAUCACCCUGGUGACGCUUUAUGUUAUUUGUUUUGGCUGGAUCUUGAAACGGAUGUAUCUUACACCGGUUGAGCGACUCGAGUUCGAGGAACACAAGUCGAAAUAG
Penicillium crustosum is the source of this 1011-nucleotide messenger RNA. RefSeq names its product glycerophosphodiester phosphodiesterase. The record is from RefSeq and is a predicted model, not a curated record. Gene Ontology annotation, molecular function: phosphoric diester hydrolase activity. The transcript has 4 exons. NCBI's taxonomy places the organism in Eukaryota, Fungi, Ascomycota, Eurotiomycetes, Eurotiales, Aspergillaceae. Bases 1 to 1011 code for a protein of 336 amino acids. Gene Ontology annotation, biological process: lipid metabolic process.